UUUUCAACUCUUACUGUAGCACAGAAGCAGCCGUAGGCCACGACCGGAUGGGUAAGUCAGACUCGUACACAAAGUGGUUGGCCGGAUUUGGCCGCAUGCCCGCGUUCCGGACCCCUGUUCUAGACGAAGGCGACUACGGAUCAUCUCGGGUCCUGUCCUUUCCCGUUACGGAAUUGCAAGCUUCGCGAGAGAAGCCGCACGCUUUUGUUCACUGGAUCUUCCACGCCAAGAGCGACUGGCAUCGGCUCCAAUGUUCACGGGAUAACAGAAAUCCAUACUUGCAAUACCUUCUGGUCCUACCGCGUCUAUUUCCCUCCUCCAGUGGAGGAGGUGCUCCUUCUGCUCCGUCUGUCCCCUCAGGGUGCUUCCCUUGUAUUUACUUCAACUAGACUCCACCCUCCUCUAGAGCAGAGGUGGGUCUCUUCCAUUCUGGAAGCCCCGGGCGCAUCAGAAUACUUAACCGAACACACUCUAUAGAUCUGCACGGAAAGAAGAAAUCGGUCACCACAAGAAGAUCGAGGGGAGGAUCCAGAGUACCAGCUCCGAGUGAAGGAAUCCGUGACCGUGCAGGAGGGUCUGUGUGUCCACGUGCCCUGUUCCUUCUCCUACCCCUGGAACCUGUGGUAUUCCCAGACGAUGCUCUACAUAUACUGGUUCCGGGAAAAGGACACCUCAAGCAACCGUUAUCCGGUGGCUACAAACAACCCACAGAGAACAGUGAGGACAGAGGCCCGGGGCCGAUUCUGCCUCGUCGGGGACCCCUGGGCCAACAACUGCUCCCUGAGAAUCAGAGACGCCAUGAGGAGUGACGAGGGAGUCUACUUUUUCCGAGUGGAGAGAGAAAACGUGAGAUAUACUUACACACAUACGACGAUGACUCUGCGGGUGGCAGCCCUGACACAGGAACCCGACAUCCACUUCCCGGAGCCCCUCAAGUCUGGCUGGCCCGCAGAGCUGACCUGCAGCCUGCCGGGGUCCUGCGAAGGGGGAAGACCUCUCACAUUCUCCUGGGUGGGGGCUGCUCUGGACUCGCUGGACCCCGAGACCCUGCACUCCUCAGUGGUGACCUUCACCCCGAGGCCGCAGGACCAUGGCACCAAGCUCACCUGUCAGGUGAAACUGCCAGAAGUUCAGGCCACCGUGGAAAGAACCAUCUGGCUCAAUGUCUCCUAUGCCCCCCACAACCUCACCAUCAGCAUCUUCAGCAAUGUCACAGGUAGGAAAGAACUGUCCUCUUGGGGGCUGGGACCUGGCCUUGGAUGGGGGAGGCGGCUUCCACCAUGUGGGAUGGGGAUCGUAGCUGGAAUGGGACCAGAUAAGGGAAGAGCACGGAUAAAGAUCACCACCCUCCCUCCUCCACCUUGCCUGGGUGCAAAAGUGGCUGCUCAGGCACACUCUGUUCACCUCUACGGGGCGCUGCUGUGGUUUUCCUCCUCCCCUCCCGCCCCAGCCUCCUCCAUCCUGUUUCCUGCCGAGUUCAGAGUUCACCAACUGAGGCCACCAAACAGUCCAGGCGUGUCCCAGUGGGGGCACCGAGCCUUCUCUGAAGAUGUGAAGCCCGGACACUUGAGGUCAACCUCUUUUGGGCGUAAAGCCCAGCCUUUGAGCCUUGUUGGACCCAAGUCAGUGGCCCAGGGAAGGCGAGGGAGAUGCCAACCAGAUCCUGGGACGGAGGGAGACGUGGAGACUGCCGGUCUCCAGCAGCUGUCUCAAUGCCUCUCUCUCCUCUCUCUACAUCUCUCCCCCAAAGCCCUCCGCAUUCUGGAAAACACCUCAUCCCUUCUCAUCUGGGAGGGCCAAGCUUUGCGGCUGCUCUGUGCUGCUGCCAGCAACCCCCCCGCCGAGCUGAGCUGGUUCCGGGGGUCCCCUGCCCUGAAUGCCACCCCCAUGUACAGGACCCACAUCCUGGAGCUGCCUCAAGUCGGGGCUGCGGAGGAAGGAACGCUCACCUGCCGUGCUCAGAACUCGCUGGGCUCCCAGCACGUCUCCCUGCGUCUCUCUGUGGUUUGCCCCCCGCGGCUGCUCGGCCCCUCCUGCUCCUGGGAGGGCGAGGCUCUGGGCUGCACCUGCUCCGCCAGAGCCCGGCCGGCCCCCACCCUGCGCUGGCGGCUGGGGGAGGGGCUGCUGAAGGGGAACCACAGCGACGCCUCCUUGACCGUCACCUCCAGCUCCGAGGGGCCCUGGGCCAACAGCUCCCUGAGCCUCAGGGGGCCGCUGCGCUCCGACCUCAGACUCGGCUGCGAGGCCCGGAAUGAGCACGGGACCCAGAGCACCGACGCCGUCCUGGUGUUGCUGCCAGGGAAGUCGCUCUCCCUGGCAGAAACCGCGACUGCAGCUGUGGGAGGCGCCGGAGCUAUGGCUCUGCUGUGCCUGUGUCUGUGUCUCCUCGUCUUCUGGGUGGUGAAAGCCCGCAGGAAGCAAGCGUCUAGGAGUCAAGAGGGCAUGGCUAAUGAAGACCCUGUCAUGGGUACAGUCGACUGGGGUUCCAGGAAGAAGCCCUGGCCAGACAGCCCUCCAGAUCAAACGACCCCUGCCGGGGAUGCCCCUCCCUCGGGGGAGCAGCAGGAGCUCCAUUACGCCUCCUUCAGCUUUCACGGGAUAAAGAUGAGGGAACCUCAGGACCAGGAGGCCACCAGCACCAGUGAGUACUCGGAGAUCAGGAGGAGCAAGUGAGGGCCGCCUGGAGCCAGGAAUCCCAGCCCCUGCGGGGAGAGGAGAAGUCAGGCGCCAACUGAUGAAGUGCGUGGAGCCUGUGGCGAUAUAAAGGAGCAGGACUGUCCGGGUGUCCCCGGGUAGAGCAGAUUUGGGCUCAAACGUAGCCUGUCAAGCAAGUCACUUCAUCUCUGCGUGCUUCAGUUUCCCGUUCCGUAAAUCAGAGAUCAUGCCUUCUGCCUCAAAGGUGGUUGUGAACAGUAAAGAAAUUAACACAGAGAAA
Messenger RNA from Prionailurus viverrinus (fishing cat), 2935 nucleotides. RefSeq names its product sialic acid binding Ig like lectin 5 (gene SIGLEC5). Gene Ontology annotation, biological process: cell adhesion. The record is from RefSeq and is a predicted model, not a curated record. The transcript has 8 exons. Gene Ontology annotation, cellular component: plasma membrane. Bases 637 to 2673 code for a protein of 678 amino acids. Lineage: Eukaryota; Metazoa; Chordata; Mammalia; Carnivora; Felidae. Gene Ontology annotation, molecular function: sialic acid binding.